Cucumis sativus (cucumber) is the source of this 2058-nucleotide messenger RNA. RefSeq lists its product as uncharacterized. The record is from RefSeq and is a predicted model, not a curated record. The coding region runs from base 204 to 1820 and encodes 538 amino acids. The transcript is spliced from 12 exons. NCBI's taxonomy places the organism in Eukaryota, Viridiplantae, Streptophyta, Magnoliopsida, Cucurbitales, Cucurbitaceae.
CUUUGGCGCCGCGGCAUUAUUUGGGGUAGUUAUUGAUCAACAAAACUCCGAAGCUGACCCACUCUUCACUUCUUCCUUCUCUCACCGCCAACCAUUUUCCAUCCUCAAUUUCUCCAACUCCAAUUCUCUGCUUUCAUGUCAAUUAACCAUAACAAUUCUUCCAUUUCCCUCCUUCCCCUUCUUCUUCUUUUUUUCCUUCAAUCAUGCCCGGAACUAUCAGACUUUCAGUUCUGGAGUUCAUCGACCUUCCCGAGCUACUGCCUUCUCAAAUUUCGAUUAAGGUUUCCAUGGGGAAAAGACAUUACGAAACUUCGGAUAAAGGAGAUUUCUCAUUUCCAUUGACAACUCUGCGAGAUGAUGUGAUUCUUAUAGUUCAGGAUGCUGGGGGGAACGAGAUAUCACGUGCAGGUGUUCAGGCGAAAUCAAUAGUUGAGAAGGGUUAUUGGGAUGAUCUUUUUCCUCUUGAAGGAGGUGGCCAUGUGCAUUUGCAGUUCCAGUUUGCUCUUAGUGAAGAUGACCGCAGUCGAAUUCGAAUGAUGAGAGAGACCGCUUUGAGAAGAAAACAAGUUGAGCGUCAAGAUAGAAAUCUCAGAAGCUCAGGAAGCAACAUUGGAUCAUCUUUUUACCGCAACCCUGAGCUCUCAGAUUCACAAAAAUGUCUUCUUCAAAUUGGGGAUCUAAGUGCUAAAGGACCAACUCAACAAUCUACAUCAACAUCAACUGAAAAUAUCUCUGAUGGGAAACCAAUUACUGAAAGAACAAACAACGUUCAACUUGAUCAGAAUGAUGCAAAUAGAACUAAGCGUAAUCCAUCGACAACUCCUCAGUUGCAAGAAGUUGAUGCUAAUAAGCCAAAGGUAAAUAACACUGUAUUAGUUGAGAGGAUAGAGAAACAAUCACCUCAUGCAAACAAACGUUCACCGACCAUUCGUUCCGAAGAAAACUUGUUCAAUUCUCAAGGCACAGAGUUAUCAAAUUCUUCAUCAAAAGGUGAAGAGAAGACCGAUGCUACGGGGACACCAUCACGUAGGAGAGCUCCUGGGAAUGUUAAAAAAUUAUUAAGUGCAUUUGAAAGUAGCCUGACUCAGGACACAAAACCUCGCAUUAAACCUACCUUAAGAAAUGCUCAACACAGUGUGGUAGAAAAGCAAACAUCUUUGAGAGUUAAUCAAUCGAAGAAACCCUCCGAGGAUAAUACCAAGGCUAUACUGUCACAAACACCAAUCGGCCCUCCUCUUGCAGGUGAGUUGACCCAUGACUUGGCAGAUAUCAAGCAAAAGGAACAGAAACGUAAAUUCAUUGAGGCUCGAGAUGGGACUAAAAUAUUUGAAGACCCUGGGCAAUCACUGAAGUUAAAGGGGAAAAAGAAUCAAGUUGGCGGAGAAAAUUUGAUUGAGAAGGACAAAAUGCACAAGGAGCGCGAUGAUAUAGAUGUAAAGAAUGAUGAAUCUUAUCAAUCACGUGUUCAAGACAAGCAAUUUCUUUCCAAAAGGUCUGGUGGCUGGAUAUUUCCAGAUGAAAGAAGACGGUUAUGUGUCACGACAAGUGAUAAUCAGAUACAAGAUCUGGCGGGGGGAGGGCGCAUUAGCUAUACAUUCGUCCGUAAAGGGGAAAUGAAGAUUUCAACGGAAGAGAGCAGAGGUACCUCAGAAACGAAGGCAAAUGGGGGCAAGAGUGAACAUCAAGAAAUGAUCAAACCAGAUAGUUCAGAUGAUGUAAAACCGUUUGAAGGAGCACUUGCCAAGGCCCUAAAAAUUGCAAUAAUGGUUGGGUUCGGGACUCUUGUUCUCUUUACUAGACAAAGGAAAAAGAAGAAAUAACCAGUUUAGUGAAUGAUCCAUACAAAUCCUAAUCAAGGGGAUGGAAGCUGUUACUUCCAUAAACUGCAAACCAGUUUUUCUUCUCCCAUUCUUUUUUCUUAACCAUGUACGCAAUAUUAACAAAUUUUGAUCGUUCGUACAGAACAUGUCAUUGAUGUAUUUGCAAUUUCUUUCUUCACUCUCAUUGUAUAAAUUUUUUUCUUAUCUUAAAUAAAUCAACUUUAUAUUCUGAUGUUCA